CCAUGGGCUGCUGAGAGGCCAGGGCAGCCACAACUGGCAACUCCGGGGAGCGCAAGCAGGCAGCCCAGGGGGCGUCUCCCUCACCCCACAACCUUCGAGCAGGAGCCUCCAGCCCCUGACCACCCCCUCAGAGGUGCUCUGAUGACCACAAGCAGCUCAGGGCGUGUGGACAGACACCAGCAGAAGGGACCCUCGGCGCGGGCCAGCAGGCGGAGCCCCCAGGGCCAGGCAGGGCAGCACCAGCUGCCCACCUCGACCCACGCCGGCCGGCCCGGUGCAGCCCCUCUGAGCAGGGCAGCGAGCGAGGCAGACGAUGACAUCCCCGCCCUGCACAGUCAGACCAGACCUCCUCUCCCGCCUUCCGCUGACCUCGCUGAGCCUCCGCCCCGCUGUCCACCUCCGGGCCCUCGCACAGGCCACGCCUUCUGCGCGGGACACCGGCGUCCGCCCCCUCGACCCGCGCGCGCGUCUUUGCUGACAUGUCGCCGUCAUACGAGGCCUUCCCCGAGCCCUGCCCUCAAAGCACUUACUUCCACCUGAUAAGCCCCCCACGGAAGGGAUAUUUGUAUCUCGCUCCAGCUGCACCCUUUGCAGGGCGUGGGUCCCGUGGGCGCACCGCUCUCCGUGCCUCAGUCUCACCCAGGGGACCAGAGAAGUCCUGAGGUCUGCGGCUGAGGUGCGCUGGGGCCUGACAACCCCAAAAUAAUCAACAGAAACCAGAUCAUCACCCCACGUGGGCCCGGAGCUGGCCUAAUCCUGCAUUCGGUUCUUUAUUCAUUCAACAAACAUUUGUUGAGCCCCCACUACAUGCUAGACCCGGGCUGGGUGCAAGGCCACACCAGGAAAACGACAGACCCAGGCCCGCGAGGAAAAUGGGGGCCUGGACAGAUCCCACAGCUGGGGGGUAGGCAGAGGCAGAGGCAGAUAUCCAAGUAACCGAGAAAUAAAGAAUUUACAAACGAUUGUGACUAUGGAAUCAUUAUCUAGAUGGUUUUCUUUCUAUAUUGCAGACUUGGGGAGACAGAUUUUUGGAUCGACAGGCCAUCUGCUGUCCUGCUUCACAUGUAGCAUUAAACUCGUUGUCUCUUUGAAACCCCAGUGUAAUGGUUUGGCUGUUGUGUGCAUUGGGCAGAAAACCCACCGCUUUUGUUCUGUAUCACCCCUAGCCUCAUGAGGCUGAGUCAGAGGGUGGGGCCCCAGGGGUGGGCA
This is a messenger RNA of Choloepus didactylus (southern two-toed sloth), 1209 nucleotides long. RefSeq names its product REST corepressor 2-like. NCBI's taxonomy places the organism in Eukaryota, Metazoa, Chordata, Mammalia, Pilosa, Megalonychidae. The record is from RefSeq and is a predicted model, not a curated record. The transcript is spliced from 2 exons. Bases 142 to 540 code for a protein of 132 amino acids.